Nothobranchius furzeri (turquoise killifish) is the source of this 13495-nucleotide messenger RNA. RefSeq names its product fibronectin type III domain containing 3Ba (gene fndc3ba). NCBI's taxonomy places the organism in Eukaryota, Metazoa, Chordata, Actinopteri, Cyprinodontiformes, Nothobranchiidae. The record is from RefSeq and is a predicted model, not a curated record. Gene Ontology annotation, molecular function: protein binding.
CAUGCACCAGCACACAAACUUAUGUUGGGAUUACUACGGCUCUUUUCGUUGUUGCUGUUUCAUCACGAGUCUCAUGGGUUGUUGCUGCUGGUUAUCAAACAACUGUUAAAGAGCAAGUCACCCCCAAAUCAACUAUUUUUUCUGAUAAACUAUAUAAAUGCGUGUCUAAUCGUGCUGCAGACACGUGUAGUCAAUAGUUUUGCACUUUAGUGCAUUUUAGUUUAAAUUUUAAUUUUCUGCCUAAAACUGUCGGCCUUGUGCCGUUGUCAGAUAAAAACUCUGCACUGCAUUUGAAUUUAAAUCUGCCAUUGCUAUUGGCUAAGAGGUACCCUAGAACGUUAGCUGGUACCAUAUGAUGUCACAAUGUCGUUGUGAGCCUGUGUGUGUGUGUUAGCGGCUCCGCCCUCUCGGUCUGCUAGGCAAAUGCAUUUGUUGCAUUUUUCAAACAGGAAGUGGGAGUGGAGUAAUACUCUGGUAGGGUGUGACUUGCUCUUUAAGUUCUCAAGAAAUGAAAUGUGAGACCAAGAAUAAGCAUCCAGAGGGAUAAAAGCAUGUUGAAUAUUCCCACAUGACCACCGGAGGUCUAACCUUCAGUCUGAGAUCUGCGCAGGAAGGAAUCAUGUUAAUUAAAACCACAGAAUUUAAUUCAGUUAAACUGAAUUAUUUUCUAAAUUUUGUUACUUUUGUUGUUGAGAAAUGAGUGUUUAUGUGUCAUUCUUGUUCCGUUCCCUCACAGCCCAGAGGAAGUGUGUUGGGAGUGUUUUGGCUGCAACACCUUAGAGUUAUAGGGGUUUGGCUCGAGUACACAGCAGUUAGGGAGCUCUUUUUUAUUGUAACACCCGGCAGUUUAAACUUGGUUCCCAAUGUGGAAUCACAAAACUAGACGGAUGAUUAUACACAUUUGACUCAGCGUAUUUGGGUUCAAAUUGUGUGUGUGUGUGUGUGUGUCCUGCCCUCUUAGCGUCUGUGUGGGCACACUGGUGUCGGUGUUGAGUCUAGUGUUUGUCUGCUUGCUUGUCCAUCAGCUGUCCUCUUGAUCCGUGUGUUCCUGCCUACAUCUUUCUAACUCCCGCUGAAGGAGGGAAAAAGAUUCUAGCGGCGCACGGUUCUAUAACAACCGCUGAAUAUAUGAAAUGCACUCUCACAGAGAGCCAAAACGGCCAGCCCUUUGUGGUGCAACAAUGUGAAAAUAAAGAUUGAGCUAUUUUUGCCCUCUUUUACUCAAUUCACUAUGAGUUAGGAUGCACUCUGAUCAUUGAGUAAAAUAAAUGAGUGGAGGGUCACAGUAAAAGGGAAAGCUGUCUUAGCUUUCCUUGGUUCUGGAGUAAUCGCCCUGUUUGUUUCAGUUGUAGAAAUGUUGCACAACCCCACAGAUUUCAAAUGUUAGUUCACACCUCUGUGAUUUUAAUUGUUUUUUAAUUAGAAAAAAGAAUCAGGUGAGCAUUUUUAACGAACAUUUUUAAAGUGCUAAUGUUAAUUUAAACUCCAAUAAAACCAAAAAUUGUGUUAAAAAAUGAGAGUAAUACGUUUAUAUUGGAGCUGAAACUCUUGGAUGUGUAUAAAGUCGUUACUCGUGACUCAUUUUUGACAGAUGAAAACCACAGUUUCAAUAUCAUCUAGCCUCCCCACGAUGAACCUCCAUCUAAAUAAGUAUUGUACUUCCUGCUCAAUAAUCAGCAGCUGCAUGAUCAGAUUCAUCGAGUAGCUCUAAAGAAGAUGGCACAGAUAAAACGAUCAAUGUUGUCUGUAAUUUGUGUUUCUUUAAAUACCGGCUUUCACGUUGUUUCUGUUUAAUCUCCUGAGACCUGAGCCUGUAUUUGAUGUGAUUUAAAAGAAAAAAUAAUAGUUUACUCUCAUUAACAGAAACAAAAUUACAAACAUUAAAAUAAAAUGAAAAUUAAAUUUAAUUAAAAAAUUGUCAAAUUUCCUAUGAAAAUGAAAAAUUUUUAAAGUCAAUAUCAUGCGUCUAUAAAUAAUAACAAAAAGGUCUAAGGUGAAGACGAUACAAUUUUAAAAGUGCAAGGAGCCAAUGCACAUAUGUGGACACAGGACCUUAGGAGGCUAAAAGUAGAUAGGAUCAAAAUCAGAACAUUACAAACGUCGACCUGUUGGGACGGGUCACAAAGUGAAUGUUAAAUUAAUUUUGGGGCAUUUUGAUGUAGAGAUUGACCGAUAUGGUUUGUCUAUUGCAGACACUGAUGCUGAUAUGUAGCGGUCAUGGCCAGCCGAUGGCCAAUACGUGCUGCUGAUUUUUAUGGGCCAAUUUCCGUGGCUGAUAUCUAGAUGUUUUCCACCUCAUCUACAGGGUAAAAUGGCACUAAUAUCAACAGUGUAAACACAACAUUUCCGAAUUUAACCAACUAAAUCUUAAUUCUGUGAACUGAAUUAAAAUCAAUAAACUGACCAAAUAAUAGUAAAUGUCAGUUGACAAAAAUGUUUUAGAGCAUUCACUCAUUCACUGCCAGCGUUUUUCAGCGUUUUUACAGUUUUUUUAAGAGUCACAGAACGUUGUGCGCUAUGAUGAUGUCAACGCCAAAACUACCAAAACAAAGAGUAGACUCACCUCUUACAUCAGAAAGAAUCUGCGUGUUUCGAUUGUUAUCCGUUCUUUCAUAAUCCGUUGUCGAAUUAUGAUCGGCAGAAGCUUUACCGGUUCGCACCUCACUUUUUUUACAGCAGCGACCAAAACAAUCUCCUAACACAUGGAUUUUCUGCUUCCUGAUCAUGUGACGUGUGACGUAUGCGGAUGAAGAUCGGCUUUAGAGCUGGGAUUUUGCUCUCACGGUGCGGGGGCUCGUUCCGACGCCCACACAGUAAAAACAUGCAAAUGACGACUUCAGUCAUCAAUGGCAGUGAAUGAAUUAAUUAAGCAGGUGAUUUUCAUGAAGGUAAAUAUACAUUUACAGCACCAGGCUGUCCGCAGAUGUACCCGACUUUAAAUCACCUCUACUAAAAAGGUAUAUCAGCUGAUUCUCACAUAUAGAGAAAAUGGUAAAUAUCAGCCCAAUAUAUCUGCGCAAUAUAUCUGGUGUAUCCCUAUUUUGAAGUCUGUUUCUGUGUAAAAGUUAGAAAUAACAACAAUCUUAAAGGGACUUUAUGGAGUUUUGAAUUUUUAUGCUCGCGAUUGCCCCCUCAGGCCAAAAGCGUAACAGCAGCUUCAGUAGUAGGCUCGUGCACGAGGCGCGCAUGCUGUACGUGCACACUCCUUAACGAAAAUAACAGCUGAGACAGUCCCGUGUGUGUGUGUGUGGGGCCCGGAGGACAGAGGACAGGAGAACGUGCAGCUAAUUAAUUAAAUAAUUUGGUUCCAUACCUUUCUCUUCAGCACACAAAUGUUUAUGAUGGGUCAGUCCUCCUGCAUGCUCAGAUCAUGCCCUUCGCUUGCUUGAAAAAUUGUUCCAAAAUGAAGUUGAACCCACAUCUUUUUUAUCUGUGAAUUCAAUGCCGUUCGGCGAGUCUCAAAUAAAAAUUUGGGCAUCUUGCUGUAAAAAAAUAUACCAUUAAUGUAAAAAAUAAACUCUAAAUUAACUAUGUUCCCAUCCAGAAUCGAACCCGGGUCUCCCACAUGGGAGUCCGCCAUCUUAUAGACCCUUUUACUGUUUGUAAACAAUAUGACGUCAGCGAGAAUGCGCACGCAGCUUGGCAACAGAGAAUGGCGUUGUUUCAGGCUUUAUCAAGCUACGCUGUGGGGUUAUCACUGGCAAAUCUUGAAUGUUACAUUAUUAAACUCACUUUAACGAAUGGCAACAGACUCCCGGAUCCCUGUGGCAUUACGGAAUGGGUGGAAGAUGUAGGUGCGUGGCCAGAUAUCCAGUGGCCCGAUAUAUAUACGUUUUUAGUGGAGAGGCCCAGUAAGUACACACGUGAGAAGCUACGGGCAUACAAAUCGUUAGAUGCAUACAACUAUGUUGUCUGUGGCCACGUACAGAAAGUAAAACAUCACGACAUAGACUCUGAGUUUUGCUUCUUGAAGGCAGAAGUCCUUCCUAGCCAAAGACAAGGACACAAGACUGCUAUGUACGAGGCUUGGGUCAUAGUAAACAAACCAGAGAACUACGUCUUCACAGCCAACUUUACCUGCAUGGCAGGGUCAGUAUAGCAUAGGUUUCUUUUUUUAGCAUGCUCAGAGUACAAUCGUGUUAAUUUUAGAGAAAUACAGUUUAUACUAAUAUGCAGUGGGAAAAUACAAAUGAAUUAGAAUGAAAUGUUAAUUUGAAGCAUGAAAUAAAGCGUAUAAAUUUAUAUGUAACCUUAGUACAUAAUUACCUUACCUAAUAUAAAAUGGGCGCUACAACUCGAGCAUUUCGGAUCGUGUUUUCCGUCCAGUUUUCAUCAACCCUUUUGAUGGCCUGCAGCCACAGACGCCUCCGAUUUUGUUGAAAUGGAUGUGCUCCCUUCGGAAUUCUGUAAAGUUUCAGUCCACUGCUUGAAGAGAAGCGAUUCUGGCAUCCAUACACGCAACAACCCGACAUUUUUAUGUGCUCAGAACUUCAAAACAAAGGGUUUAAAACGCUGUUUUAGUAUCGAGUGUGAAUGAGGAAGCCUUCACGAUCGUUGCCAGGCUGAGCGCGCAACUUUUGAUGACGUAGGUAGUAAUAGGGUCUAUUGAGUGAGCUAUAGGACAAGUGAUGUCAUUUUGUAUCUGUAACUUUUAUAUCCUUGAUGACAGCUGAAACAACGAUCAAAGAAUGGUUCAGAGCGAAAAUGGCUAUUUUGUUGCUAAUUUGCAGGAAAUAUCUAGAAGAAAGUAGCUAAGCGUCCUCAGAAAUGUAGCUAGGAUCAUCACUAGGCGUUAGGAACAGCGACAAAGUCGCUGAGUUGGCACUACCUCACUCUCUGCUGCUAAAGCUACUGAUAGCAAAUGCUACGGGCGACGCUUGAGCGUGAACACGCAUGAUGCAGCCUGCUCGACCCGAGCCGCUCUCUUUUUCUGUGAUUUUACAGAAAAACAGGCAAUCACAGUAAAAAUGCCAGGGCUCAUUCUACAGGACCAGGGCAUUGCAGGAGAAUGUAUGAAGAAGACAUUUAUUAUUUCUAUACAUGUUUUGGCUGUCAAACUUCCAUAAUGCCCCUUUAAAAAGCUGCUCAAUUACCGAAACAAAUCACAUUUCAGUUCAUUUUAGUCAAUAUUGAAAUUGAGGUAUUUUUAAUUGAUUUCUCAUUUAGUUUUCACCUAAAUGUAUUUUUAUGUUGGAUUAAUUACAUUUCAACAAAGAAAAGUCGUGAAUAUUGACACAAAUACAGUAAAUCCUUAAUUAGGAAGGGCAUUUCAGACAGGUGAACAGUUAUUUCCCCAGGCUCUAGAUGUUCAGGAUGCUGCAGUAUCACCUCUCCUUCAGUGCACCAGCAGUCACCGGUGAAAAGGUUUAUAGAAUAAUGUUUCUAAAGAGUGAUGUACUGCCUGUUUUCUGGCUAGCUGUUAGCUUAUCAGUCCUGUUUUUUUUUCACCUAACGGGCUUUCUAUAAAGGAUUAGAGUAACUUCUUCACAGAAACACACCUAAAAAUGUCUUAAACCUCUUUAGAAUGAGCUCUGUGAUUAGCCAAAUUGUGUGUUACCCAUCAGUUCAGAUUAAAACACAAUCCUGUAUUCUUCCUAAUUCAAUCAGUUUAAUCAGGGCUUCAGGAAGGCACAAUCCCAGCGGUUUUAACCUGUCAGGGUAGUGAGAGCAGUUGUUUUAAAUGUAGCAAAAGUUGUGUGUAAUACACCAAAACAUGCUCUAGUUUUUACAGAGGUGUGAUACAUUUAUGCUGAUUUAAGGAGGCGCUCCUCUACUGUCAUCAACAUGGGCUCAUGUAGGGGUUUUCUCAGCCCUUGGGUCGCCCUGUACUAUGCUGUGGUUCCCAUAGCAACAGCAGCCGCUGCAGCAGACAGAGCAGGAAAUGUGUGUAUGUGUGCGCGCGCGUGUGUUUGUGUGUAAGGGAGAGGAGCAUGUUAGUGCUGAGAUGGAUGAAGAUGCAGAGACUACAUGAGGAACUGGAGAUAUGAGGCUCUUGGAACAGCUCACCUGUGGAGUAUAGACAGUGGUGCUUGUGUGUGCAUGCAUGUCCUUGUGUACGGCUGUGCGUGCGUGUGUGUGUGCAAUGGAGGGUCAUCUGUUUCAGGUCUACAGCCACGUGUACACUCUCAACAAUUUGUUCACGGAGAAUAUGACGGUGAUUCUUGUGCAAGUGAACCCAGGGGAGACGUUUACCAUCCGGGCAGAGGACGGCUCACUGCAAUGCAUCCAGGGUCCUGCUGAGGUUCCCAUGAUGUCCCCAAAUGGGUCCAUCCCCCCCAUCCACGUACCACCAGGAUACAUCUCACAGGUACUGGAGGAUACUACAGGGGUCCGCCGGGUAGUGGUCACCCCCCAAUCUCCAGAGUGCUACCCUCCCUCCUACUCUCCAGCUCUGUCGCCCACACAUCACCUGCCCCCAUACCUGGCUCACCCUCACUUCAUCCACAACUCUCACUCUUUCUACCCUGUCAGCCCAGGGGAGCUGCCACCCCAGCAGUACUACCAGCACCACCUUCCCCCCAUGUAUGGUGAUCCAGAAAUCAUUCCUGUUUAUGGAAUGUCAAACUACAUAGGCAGAGAGGAGACGUAUGGCAAGCCACAGCCCAAAAAGAUAAAGGAACAAAGGCAAUUAGAGCGACAGAACCGACUUAAUUCUCCUCCCUCUACGCUCUAUAAAAACAGUCUUGGGCCAGCACACAAUGGCUAUAGUAACAAAUUGCAUGCCCCAUCGCUCGGGUCGGGGGGCGGAGCCAGCAGUCCAGUGGGCAAAAAGCCAGAAAGACGACUCCGCUGCAGUCCAAGAAACAGUGAGCCAGAGACACACACACAAGAUCAUGAUUCAGAGGGGAAGCGCGUUCAAGACAUGCUGUCUACAAUCGACAAACCACAGGUGUCCAAUGUUCAGGCACGGGCUGCCCGGUUGUCCUGGGCCCCCCCAGCUGGACUGGUAAACAGGCAUGGUAACGGGAUGCCGGUGUCCUGCUCCUAUGAGGUGUCUCUCUCAGAUAAGGGAAAGGACGGAAAGUAUCGUCUCAUAUACAGUGGUGAAGAACUGGAGUACCACCUGAAGGACCUAAGGCCAGCAACAGACUACCACGUACGGGUGACGGCAACAUAUGAAUCUGUCCGAGGUUCGUGUUCAGAGCCCGGCUCGUUCACCACACACUGCAGCGUUCCCGACGCCCCACUAGCCCCAAAACUCACUCACCGCACUAAGAGCAGCCUCAGUCUACAGUGGAAGCCUCCAGUGGACAACGGAUCCAAAAUCACAAACUACCUGCUCGAGUGGAACGAGGGGAAGAAGAACAGUGUUUUUAGAGAAUGUUACUUUGGGAACCAGAGACACUAUAAGCUGACGCGGCUGUUUCCCGCCUGCGGCUACACGUUCAGAGUGGCUGCGCACAACGACAUGGGCACAAGCGGCUUCAGUCAGGAGGUGGUAUUCUACACCAUGGGCACCCUGCCUGCUCUGCCUCUGGCGCCACGGCUGGUCAGGGCCGGCGUGUCCUGGGUCACCCUGGAGUGGGUACGACCUGAGGGCAGCCCCGGCGAGGAGCAGCUUAAAUACACGCUCGAGAUCCAGGAGGACAACAGCGGAACAGACUUUCAUCCAAAGUACACUGGAGAUAACUUGACCUGUACUGUACAAGGCCUGAAGAGAAGUACUCAGUAUAAAUUCAGGCUCAUAGCGUCGAACAUGGAAGGAAAGAGCAGUCCCAGUGAAGUGUUGGUGUGCACCACCAACCCGGAUAAACCAGGUCCUCCAUCUACACCUUGCGUUACCGGAGUGACGCCCUACAGCUUUACUGUCACAUGGGAUCCUCCUCAGGACAACGGGGGCUCGGGGGCUCUAACAUACCUGCUGGAGAUCUCAGAAGGAUGCUCUGAAGCAAGCCAGUGGGAGGUAGCAUACAGUGGUCCAGCAAGAGAAUGUGUGUGUGAGCGGCUGACACCUGGAACCUUCUAUCGCCUACGUGUGUGUAGCAUCACCACUGGGGGACACAGCCCGUGCACUGUUAGUGUUCCGGUCCGUACGUCAAGUGUCCCACCAGGUCCCUGCCAGCCUCCGAGGAUUGUGGGUAAAGCCAAACACAAGGAAGUGCAGUUAGAAUGGGACUCCCCUGUGUGUGAGGGAGUGUGUGAACAGUGUGUGUACAGUCUGGAGAUGAGUGAGGGAGACGCCAAGCCAACAGAAGUGUACCACGGCCAGGAGCUGCAUUGCACCGUCGCUAGUUUGCUGCCCGGUGCAACGUACGGCUUCAGAUUGAGGGCUGCCAACGAGGCCGGGUUCGGGGUGUAUUCUGACCUGACGGAAGUAACGACUGCAGCUGGACCUCCUGGCCAGUGUGGGGCGCCGCUCAUCACUCUGACAAGUAACACCUGUGUAACGGUUAACUGGGAGAGCCCUGAGGGUUCGGGUACAGACAUCUCUGAGUAUCGACUGGAGUGGGGGAGGGAAGAAGAACCCAUGGAGCUCAUCUACUCUGGGUCUGCCACACAGUGUGACCUGUCGGACCUGACGCCAGCCACAGAUUUUUGCUGCAGGCUACAGGCUGUCAAUCAGGCAGGCGCUGGCCCGUACUGCGACAAAGUGAGUUUCCGGACCCCAGCAACAAAUCCUGACCAGGUUUCGUGCCUCACCAUCCUGGACCUCCCGGCAUCCUCGGAGAUGGGUCACUCACCGUCUACUUGCCUGCUCCUAAAGUGGGACGAGCCAAACAGCAAUGGUGCAGAGAUCACCUCCUAUGUCAUCACCCUGGACGACCAAACCGUCACAGUGGAGUCGGGGACGAGUCAUCUCAUCACCAGCUUGCAGCCAGACAGCGAAUACAGUGUGCAGAUCCAGGCAGUGAAUGCUAUUGGCUCCGGUCCCAUGAGUCUGCCACUGCUGGCAAGGACACGCCCACUCCCUCCUGCCCCACCCCCACUCGAAUGUUCAGCAGCUGGCCCACAAAGUUUGAAGCUGAAAUGGGGCGAAAACAGCGGACACACACGCACCCUGCUACCUGAUGACAUGGUCUACACACUACAAAUGGAAGACAAGAACCACAGGUUUGUGACGAUCUAUCGUGGGCCCAGCCACACCUACAAAGUUCAGAGACUGAUCGAGUCCAGCAGCUACAGCUUCAGAAUACAGGCCAUCAGUGACGCCGGGGAGGGCCCUUUUUCUGACGCGUACACUUUCAGCACCACCAAAUCUGUUCCACCGGCCCUCAAAGCACCAAGAGUUCAACAGUUGGAAGGAAACGUUUGCGAGGUCACAUGGGAGACUAUCCCACCAAUGAGAGGAGAUCCUGUGAGCUACGUAGUCCAACUGCUAGUUGGACGCGAGUCUGAAUACAAACAGGUUUUCAGAGGAGAAGAGGGCUCAUUCCAGAUCUCUGGUCUACAAGGAAACACAGACUAUCGUUUCCGCGUCGGCGCCUGCCGCCGAUGCCGGGACACGUGCCAGGAGCUGAACGGCCCGUUGAGCCCCUCCUCCUUCUUCACGCUACGUCGCCAGGAGUUGGCAUCGUCGGGGGAGCAGUGUGCUCUGGAAAUGAGCAAAGGGGCGGGCCUGAUCUCAAGCGAUGAGCGCUUUGCGGCGCUCAUCGUCUUCAUGUUCGCGGGUCUCUCUAUCCUCAUUGCCUGCUUGCUACAGUACUUCUUUAUGAAGUGAGGGAAUUUUAACAAUAGGAUAGAAAGGAAAGUGAAAUCACAAAAACACACACACAAAAGAACUUACAAAUAAACAUCUAUGAAAGAACCGAAUGAAAUCAAAACAAACACUUGAGAUGUACUUUUAAAGGCUAUGUAUGUUUUUUUAGUGAAAGUAUCGAUUCAGGCUUUCUUUUGUCCUCAUCAUGUCUCGUUUCAUUCUUUCCCUCUGUGUUGGCAUCAUUGUGUCACUUAAGGAUUUUUGUGGAGGGAAGCCAGGUCUCGGUUGUACCUCGUUUUGGGAAUGAAAAUUCAUAAUCAAGCCUUAAAAUAAGUGAGCAAACCUCUUGCUCCUUAGACUGACUUGCAUGUUUUUAUUUAGUAUGUCUCUAAAGCAUAUUCAGUAGAAAACCUUUAUAUUUUUUGGCAGUCAGUGCCUUACUUUAUUUUUCGUUUCAGUGUUUAAUUGGUUGUUUUUUCAUUAUUUUAAUUUAAUUUUUCAUUUUUCGCUGUACUCGUUCAGCCGUAUUCAAAUGUAGGCCUUUGAAAACCUUUAGCUCGUUCCUACUUAUUGAAUCGUAACUUUACGGGCUGUUUGUUAAAUCCUACAACCCUCUCCUUUUUUCUCUCGUGCAGACAGACCUCUCUACAUAAUCAUUCAUUCAAUAAGUCAUAAUAUUGCAAUGACAAUGAGAAAAAGACACACACGACCAUACCUGCUCUGCUUUUGCUGUUCAACCGCUCACUCAGCUACCAAAGUGAUGCAAUCCACGUGUGUAAGAUGCUGCUAUCCUGUAACUUCAUUGUAUCUGAGAGAGAAAGGAAACUGGUUAAUAUAAAUAAUAGCAAAAUAUAAUUAUGUGACGUAAUGAAAAUGAUGGCAAGGUAAAGUCUGACAUGCAAAGUAAAGGAAUGGACCAUGUGCUCUGGAUCUGGAUCAGAAUCCACGAAUAGGCUGGGAUUGGAGUUUUGGGCCCGUUUUGUAUUCUUCCUUCUGCUAUGGUCCAUUUAAAUGGAGCUCCAUUAGCGAAAUGAGGUUCUAACAACCUGCAAGUGCCCUUCAUAGAGCUGUGUGUGCUGUUAACAGGGAAAGUCAUUUGAAGUUUGCUUAUGCUUCCCCCGUUUCUUAAAACGUAACGUCCAGCCAGAGCAGUGCAGAAGCUGUUCCUCCUCGCAAUCGAUAGAUCUGAAGACUCUUCCCCUCUCCAUCUGCCGCCCAUAACUAUCUCCAAUUACCUUUUUUUUCUUCUCUGGCUGCUUUUCUCCCAUCUUUUCUUCUCCUCCAAUAAUCGUCGUUCCACUUCUCUGUAUUUAAAAAAAAGGUGCUUUUAUUGACACGGAAUCAGAGCGACAGAGUCCCUUCUCAGACAAGCGUGAUCACUGAAGACUUGGACUAAUCUUCGCUAACCAAACCGAGUAAUCGACAGGACACAUCUUAACGGAACAGGACAUUCUGACACGCAAAAACACCUUUCGACCUCCUGUCUGAGCCUUUGUACCCCCACCCUUUUUUCCCCACCCUAACCUGCACAACAAAGCCAAGGUACAACCUAUUUCAGACCACGGUAAUCCAAAGAAGUCGCCCCGGCCAGCAUUAAUAAUGUCAGUCAGGUGGGGCGUGAUGGCAGAGGGUUUAGAUGGGAGGAAGAGGUCGGCUCUAAUGGCAGCCUGUAAUGUACCUCAGGGAUAAGGCCUUACGGAAGAGGGGUGGGGAGUCUUACCCUGUCAUCCUUUUAUCAUUUUUAAUUUCUUCUUCUUUCUCAUCCUGUUUUUUUACCCUUUCCUUUUUGACUCUUUGAUGCUGUUUCCCGCCAUCUGUUCUGCUGUGCCUUGCUCCGGUGUCAGUAAGCAAAGCAUUUUUACGAGUUCAAAAAAAGAAAAAAAGAAAAAAAAGAAACCCUUUGCCAAAGUCGAUGGGAGAGUUACGGUAGAGUUCUUUUUCUAGGUUUUAUUUAUACUAUAUAUUUGCAUACAGUACUUUACAUGCCAAUUACAGUGCAAUCUUCAUUUAUUUAUUGUUUAAAGAUUAAGAGGCAAGUAUAGUUAUAUACUAAUUUUUCUUGUAGCAUGUUUUAUUUUCUUUAAUUUUUUUUAAUGGAUGUAUGUUAAAUUGUAUGAUUAAGGCCAGCAUUCCUUAUCUUAGUAACCCUUUAAGUAUUUCUCUUACAGCUGUUGGGAACCUUAAGCUCAUCAGUCCAUGCAUCGCAGACAAACAUGUAACCAAAUGUAUUUAGUUGUUUCAUCUCCUGUUUUCGGCCACAGCACAGGCGAGCGGUUCUUGCAACACUUAGAGAGAUGCAGCAAGCCGGACCUUAGGGUCACUUCAAGUUCCUCUGUACUGGGAUAAACGUUUAUGCCUUUAAAUGCUCUUUUUUUUCUUGAAUAGUGUUAUAAUGAAGCUUCUGGUAUCUUAUUUUACUGUUUAAUGCCAAAGUGCAGGCUUUUCGUGUCCUCUAGAUGUUUGCUACAUGUCUAAAGGGUCCUGUGAUACUUAGUUUUUUUCUGUAACAUCAUUACGAAUAUUAUGUCAUUAUUACUCAGAAAAAAAGAAAAGGACAUUAACUUGAUCUGUGAUUAUGUUUCUUUUCAUAUUAUCUGUUGUUAUUUUGUUUUGUAAAGCAAAAAAUAGAAAAAAAGUGCCAUUUUUUUAUACAAAAAUAAAGUGUACCCCGGUUUUUUUAGAGACAAACACUGAAAGAAGGCAAAAACAAUCACGUAGAUGAUUUCUAAACAGACAAUAAUAGUUUCCUUUUCAGGAUUUAGCAGUUUUUUCCCUUUAUUUUGUCCAGUGUUUAGCUAGAUUUGCUAAGAGAUGAUAUACAGAGAUUUCUAUAGAGCUAUAGAAUAAUUGACUUUACGACUAACAGAGUUGAAGCACUUUUGUUUUCAUGCCGAGCAUCAGACGUGAUGAGGUUAUGAGUGGGAGAAGAAAAAUCCUUUGCUCUAUUUUGAACACUACUGCCAACAUGUUCUGCUAUGUUCAUUGGCAUUACCUAUGGAUGCCUCACUGUGACAUUGGCAUUACUGGAGCGUGGUUCUACUCAAACACCUCACUCUCUGCUGAUCUCCAGCACCAGAGGAGGGAACACUUGAUUGUGGGACAGUGCCUUUGCCAAGUGUGCUUGUUGUGUGUCUAUCUAGUGUGUUGCAUUGUAAUUGACCAGUGACAUGUGACUUUUUCCCAUCUUCUUGUUGCCCUUCUUCCUCCCCUUUACGAGCCUUAAUGCCUAAAUGUGAGAGCAGAGGUUCGUUUGUCGUCAUCAGGCCAGUCAUGUUUAGUGUUGAACAAUCUGAUGUUAACUGAGAGGUUUUAGGCUGGGUACUUCCUUUAUGUGUUUUAUUUUAUUUCUUUUUACAAAAUCUCCCCAAUCAUCCACCCUCCAUGCCCUGCACAUUUAGUGGCUAUGUCGAGAAAAAGUGAUGUUUUAGCCCAGCAACCCUCUCCCCCACGCCCGUGCCUUCUGAUCAGUUUUUUUUAAAUGUACAUUUUACAAUAAAAUAGAGAUUUUGACAAAGAGAUUGGCGAUUUAAGAAGAGACUCACAGCUAUUUAAGUACUUUGUAAGCAAGACAAAUAAAAAAAGUAGAAAGAUCUUUUUACCUCAUGAUUUCAAAACGAACAUUCCAAUGUUGUCAUAGUCUACAAUUUGGGGAAGAAAAAAAAAGAAAUUUGUGUAUUUCUUUUUUUUCUUGUGUUGUAAAUGUUAGACAAUUUCAUAUGCAUUAUAUAAAAGAAACUGCCAUAUCAAUUUUAAUGUAUAGAUUUUUGAAAAUACUACCCUGUGUAUGUAAGACGUAACUGUAUCGGUAGCGUAUAUAUAAUAUAUUUAUGCCCAAUAAAUGUUUUAAUUUUUUUCUGA